AUGGGUUCCACAGACCCGUCCAAGUACAAGUUCAACCACUCUAUGUUGAGGAUCAAAGAUCCAAAAAAGAGUGUCGCCUUCUAUGAACAUCUCGGCAUGAGCGUCGUCAACAAAUUCGAAUUUCCGGACAACAAAUUCGACCUCUACUUCCUCGCCUACGACAGCCCCAAAGCCGCCUCCCACGGCAACCACUGGACGGACCGCGAAGGCAUAAUAGAACUAACCCACAACUACGGCACGGAGAACGACGAAAAUUACAAGGUACACAACGGCAACAAAUCCCCGCAAGGCUUCGGCCACGUCUGCAUCUCCGUCGACAACAUCCAAGCCGCCUGCAAACGCAUCUCGGACGCCGGCUACAAAUUUCAAAAGCGGCUGGAGGAUGGCAGGAUGCGGCAUAUUGCUUUUGCGCUCGACCCGGAUGAGUAUUGGGUGGAGAUUAUUGCGCAGAAUGCUGUUGAUAAGACUGAAGGGGUCAAGGAGACGGAUCUGCAGACUUAUCGCAUGAACCAUACGAUGAUUCGGGUCAAGGAUCAGGAGAAGAGUGUGAAGUUUUAUGAAGAGGUGAUGGGGAUGCAGUUGAAGAGGACUUCGGAGAAUAAGGAGGCGGGGUUCAAUCUUUAUUUUCUGGGUUAUGGGCCGCCGGCUGGGGAGGCGACGGCGAAUGGUGUUAACCCGAGUGCGAGCCGGGAGGGUCUGCUCGAGUUGACGUGGAAUUAUGGGACGGAGAAGAAGGAGGGUAAGGUGUAUCAUGAUGGCAACAGUGAGCCGCAAGGCUUCGGACAUAUCUGUGUCUCGGUUGACGAUCUCGAUGCCGCAUGCAAGCGUUUCGAAGAGAAGAACGUUGAGUGGAAGAAGAGAUUGACAGACGGCAGGAUGAAGAAUGUGGCUUUUGUGCUUGAUCCCGAUGGUUACUGGAUCGAGGUCAUUCAGAAUGAGAAGUACAAGGAGGCGCCUGGCAAGUACUAG
Recurvomyces mirabilis is the source of this 969-nucleotide messenger RNA. It is a transcript of the gene GLO1, whose product is annotated as Lactoylglutathione lyase. The transcript has 6 exons. Bases 1 to 969 code for a protein of 322 amino acids. Gene Ontology annotation, molecular function: metal ion binding; lactoylglutathione lyase activity. NCBI's taxonomy places the organism in Eukaryota, Fungi, Ascomycota, Dothideomycetes, Mycosphaerellales, Teratosphaeriaceae. The record is from RefSeq and is a predicted model, not a curated record.